UGGUCCACGCAUUGCGAAAUACAUAGAAGGCGUUACCAUCAUCAUCAUCAUCAUCAUGGCGGCGCUCAGUAAGAUUUUCGCCGGCUCGCAGUUCAAUAAGACGAACUCUGCGGUUGCAGUGGCUGUUGUGGCCGCGAUCUACUGGGCUUCCACGCGGAAGGGAACAAAGACUCCAGAGAAAGGCAGCAGAAAACUCCCAGAUGUCCCGUUGGUGAUCGGAGAGCAAGGAGACAAGAAAGAGAAAGCAGCAGUAGAUGGAGUAUUUCUUAGGAGGAUAUGGCAGAUUCUGAAGAUCUUGGUACCAAAGUUUUUCUCAGCUGAGAUUGGGUACAUCGCCCUGGUGGCGUCCAUGUUGCUGGCUAGGACCUACUGUGAUGUGUGGAUGAUUCAGAAUGGGACUGCCAUUGAGAGUGCUAUCAUUGGAAGGAGUAUCCCGCUGUUCAAGCAGCAUCUCUUUAAAUUCAUCUAUGCCAUGCCUGCGAUUUCUCUGGUCAACAAUGUUCUCAAGUUUGGCUUGAACGAGUUGAAGCUGAGAUUUCGCACCAACCUGACCAACCAUCUGUAUAGCCAAUACCUCAGGGGAUUCACCUACUAUAAGAUGACAAACCUGGACAACAGGAUUGCCAAUGCAGACCAGCUGCUGACCCAGGAUGUGGAGCGGUUCUGUAACUCAGUAGUGGACCUGUACUCCAACCUUAGUAAGCCGAUAGUUGACAUAGUGAUCUAUGUGAAGAAGUUGACCGGCAGUAUUGGUGCCCAGGGACCAGCUUCCAUGUUAGGCUACCUGGUUUUCUCAGGCCUGAUUCUCACAAGGUUGCGACGUCCCAUCGGUAAGAUGACAGUUCAGGAACAGAGGUACGAGGGAGAAUUCCGCUACGUCAACUCCAGGCUCAUCACCAACAGUGAGGAGAUUGCAUUCUACCAAGGCAACCAGCGGGAGAAGGCCACCAUAGAAUUGUCAUUCCAGAAACUGAUUGAGCACCUGAGAACGUUCAUCGUGUUCCGUUUCUCCAUGGGAUUUGUGGACAACAUCAUCGCUAAGUAUGUGGCCACUGUGGUGGGGUACCUUGUUGUGAGUAGGCCAUUCCUGGACCUGGCCCACCCCAGACAUCGGCACAGCACACACAGUGAACUACUGGAGGACUACUACAAGAGUGGACGUAUGCUGGUGAAGAUGGCUCAAGCCAUCGGCAGGAUUGUCCUGGCUGGGAGGGAGAUGACCAGGCUGGCUGGGUUCACAGCCCGUGUGACUGAACUGAUGAAGGUUCUCGGUGACCUGAACAAGGGGAAGUACGAGAGAACGAUGGUGUCAGCGCAGAACAGGGACAGGGUCGAGUCUGAGGUGCCCCUCAUCCCGGGCAGCGGGACUUUGGUGGAGCAGGACCACAUCAUAAAGUUUGAGCAUGUUCCACUUGUCACACCAAAUGGGGAUGUGCUUGUCAAAGACCUUACGUUUGAGGUGAAGUCAGGAUUGAAUGUUCUGGUGUGUGGUCCUAACGGAUGUGGGAAGAGCUCCCUCUUCAGAAUACUGGGAGAGCUGUGGCCUUUGUUUGGAGGAACCAUGACCAAGCCAAAGAACAAGAAGCUCUUCUACGUGCCUCAGAGACCAUACAUGACUCUGGGCACCCUGAGGGACCAGGUCAUCUACCCUGACACCCUGCAGGACAUGAAGAAGAAAGGCUUCACUGAUGAACAGCUACUGGGUCAUCUCAAGGAGGUACAGCUAGAGAACAUCCUAGAGCGUGAGGGGGGCUGGGACGCCGUGCAGGACUGGAUGGAUGUGCUGAGUGGAGGGGAGAAGCAGCGCAUGGCUAUGGCGCGUCUGUUCUACCACAAGCCCCAGUUUGCUAUUCUGGACGAGUGCACGUCGGCUGUGAGUGUGGAUGUGGAGGGGUACAUCUAUAACCACUGUCGGGAGGUGGGCAUCACUCUGUUCACCGUGUCCCACAGGAAGUCACUCUGGACCCACCACGAGUACUACCUCCACAUGGAUGGCAGGGGGUCAUUUGAGUUCAAGCCUAUCUCAGAGGACACUGUGGAGUUUGGGUCUUAAGUUUUCACACUGCAAAGACAAGAGAAAAUGUAUCAAACAGAACAAGGACUUUCAUGUUGGUUUUCAACAUCUUUGUUUAAUUGUGUUCAUUCAGUAGUGGUACAGAAUAUUACAAGUAUGCAAUUUUGUAUAUGUAAUUAUUUUUCAGAAUAAGCUUUCAGUACCAAGUAGUAAGGGAACUUAAUAUACUUACUGCUGUGAAGACUCUUUAGUUUUGUACAGUAUAUGACCUAUCAUUCUCAGGUGUUGGUUUUGUACUGUAUGCUGUGUAAAAUGCUUGCAUUGUACCAGUAAUUCUCACCAUUUUUUGUAGUCUAACCAGGCUGUCUCCAGCUUUAAUUUUUUCCUCGUUGCUCUCAUUGUUGGAAAGCACAUGUUUUUCAUUUUCCUUGUGAAAUCAGUUUUAUAUGUCAUACUUUAGCUCAGGGCUCUAGCUAGCGUCCGUUUUCCCGUCAAUUGACGGAAAUUUGCUGCAUGUGACAAAAAAUGUUUUAAACCAAUCCGUCAACAUUGACAGACAAAAAUUUUUGGUGGAAGCUACAGGCGGCUUGGGAACAUUGUCCACAGCCGUAAAAAGCCACACACUGUUUGUCUUGCUAUUGUUAUGAUUGUUGACAAUGUGUGUCGGCGCCCUUUCGCAUACGAUAAUCUCAUUAAAAGCCCGUUUUUCAAGGUCUCAGUUCCGUCUUUCUAACUUAAUUUUUGCGGUUUUCGCGACAAUGGGAAUUGGCUGACGGAAAAGAAAUUUGAGCUGGCUAAAGCCCUGCUUUAGCUUUUGGGGCAGAUGGACUGAAAUUUUCAAUGGCCUGGAAAGAUUAGAAGAACUGACUGAAAAAGGCCAUUGCUUAUUAGAACUUGGGCUGGCAAAACACCCCAAGGCCUGCCUGUUGAGAAAUGAUGGCCAGGCUACAUUUUCUGCAACUACCUAAAUAUUCAGAGUAACAAUUGAAAGAAAAGUAAUCAGCAAGUAACCCCAGACAGUUGAUUACUCAAAUAAAAAUGAGAUCUCAUAAAUCUGUAAUUAUAUCUUUCAAGUGUGUGAUAUGUUUAAUAAUGCAUUGGUUUUAUUUCAAAAAUAAUGUGAAUAAUCAGAUUAAGUCUAUUUCAUAACCUAAUCGGGUUUGCAGCAUAUUGUUGAUUUCUAAUUUAGAUACAUGUAUACAUAUAUAUUUGUAUAUAUGGUCCAUUUACACGAAUAUUUAAAGUAUGAAAGGUAUGUUGUAAAAUUGUCUUUGAAACAAUAAAAAAUUACCUGAA
Molecule: messenger RNA, 3310 nt
Organism: Branchiostoma floridae (Florida lancelet)
Lineage: Eukaryota; Metazoa; Chordata; Leptocardii; Amphioxiformes; Branchiostomatidae
Product: ATP-binding cassette sub-family D member 3-like
Exons: 22
Coding region: 56-2053 (665 amino acids)
Biological process (GO): very long-chain fatty acid catabolic process; peroxisome organization; long-chain fatty acid import into peroxisome
Cellular component (GO): peroxisome; peroxisomal membrane
Molecular function (GO): ABC-type transporter activity; ATP hydrolysis activity; long-chain fatty acid transmembrane transporter activity
Source: RefSeq, a predicted model, not a curated record